Messenger RNA from Wyeomyia smithii (pitcher-plant mosquito), 1389 nucleotides. RefSeq names its product testis-specific serine/threonine-protein kinase 3-like. The transcript has 4 exons. Gene Ontology annotation, molecular function: ATP binding; protein serine/threonine kinase activity; tau-protein kinase activity. Gene Ontology annotation, cellular component: cytoplasm. Lineage: Eukaryota; Metazoa; Arthropoda; Insecta; Diptera; Culicidae. Gene Ontology annotation, biological process: microtubule cytoskeleton organization; protein phosphorylation; intracellular signal transduction. The record is from RefSeq and is a predicted model, not a curated record. The coding region runs from base 157 to 1260 and encodes 367 amino acids.
CAGGCAUACAGGCAGCACUGACACAACUGCCGUUAAAUCAACGUUUUUUGUUGGUUUUGAAAAAAAAAAUGUUGAAGAUUGAUUGAUUAGUUAUUCCUAAAUUGUAACAUCUUGGAACCAAUUCUAAAUUUCCAGUGAACAUACGAUACAGUAAUAAUGGACACUAAGCAACCCGAAACCACUACCCAAGAACUGCAAUCUGCGCUACACGAAUCACGAAAUAAUGUGGAGCAAGAGCCUACGCAACGACGAGAAUCUGUCCUCGAAAGCAAUGGCUACCAUAUUUUGGAAACCAUAGGAAAGGGAGCUUUUUCGAUUGUCAAGAAAGCUUUCUCCAAGGCGCACAACCGAGUGGUGGCCAUCAAGACAGUGUCGAAACAGAAAGCUACAACUGAUGUACUGAACAAAUUUUUACCUCGAGAGAUCGAUCUUGUAAAGGGGUUGAAACACACAAACCUAAUCCGAUUUUAUGAAUGCAUUGAAACUACGUUGAGGUUCUAUAUUAUAAUGCAAUACGCCGAAAAUGGGUCUCUCUUGCAACUUAUUAGAAAGGAAAAAAUCUUACCCGAGGCUCAAGCAAAACAUUUCUUCAAUCAGCUAAUUAAUGCCGUAGAGUAUAUUCACAGUAUGGGGGUAGUCCACAGAGAUAUUAAGUGUGAAAAUAUUGUAUUUGACGAAAAUUUCACACUCAAACUGAUUGAUUUUGGUUUCGCUCGUGGAAAUAUGCAGCCGGUUAUAGAUGGCGGAAAAAUUAAACCUGUUCUUUCAAAAACCUUCUGUGGUAGUCACGCUUAUGCUAGUCCAGAAAUUCUCAAAUCAAUUCCGUAUCAACCGCAACUCUCCGACAUAUGGGCAACGGGCGUAGUGCUUUACACUAUGGUCAUUGGCCGACUACCGUUCUCGAAUGAAGAAAAUGUUUCAGCUUUGAUAAAGCAAGUGUUCGCUGGACCUAAAUUUCCUAAAGAUCGUUGCAUCAGUGACGAAUGCAAGGAUAUUAUUAUUAGAAUUCUUCGGCCAGCCCAUUUGCGCAUAAGUAUUUCAGAUAUGCGCCGGUUACCUUGGUUCAACGAAGAUGAUUCCGGCUACGAUGAUUCCGGAAACGAGAAAAGUCUUGAGAAAAAGAUGAGACUUGACGAAUCUGUGAACGACCGCACCGGGACUGGUUUCGGAACAACAGAUAUGAAUAACAAUAUUGGCACUAGCCCAGUUAGUACAUCCGCAAGUGUAUACAACAGGAAAAAGGCUGUGCCUGACGAGUAAAGCUAAAAAAUACUGUUUAGCUCAAUUACUAUCUGUUUUGUUUUAAAAUUUUAAACAUUGUUAAUUUCGACAUAAUUGUUAAAACUACAUUUAGACAUAUGACAUUGAAAUAAAUUUUAAAUGCGAUAA